GACGUUGAUUUUUGACACUGAUGUUAACUUUUUCACAUCAAUUUUGGGUUAUAAAUACAAAAGUUUGAGAGUCAUGAGAUGGAAACAAAUCAAUUUGAUCACUUCUUCUUUCUUCUUCUUCUCUAGUUAGCUCAUCACCACUUGACCACUUCACUGGUAAUUAAAGAAAGGGAAAGAAGAAAUGGCGAUGAAGAAAGUUGCUAAUUCUGUUGCUGCAAGAAUUUUGAACCCAUCUCCUCCUUCUCUUCUUCUUCACAGAUACCUUCAUGCUGGUCCUGGGAGCAAAAAAAUUGUUGGGGUGUUCUAUAAAGCCAAUGAGUAUGCCUCUAUGAAUCCAAACUUUCUAGGUUGUGCCGAAAACGGUUUGGGGAUCAGAGAUUGGCUUGAAUCGAAAGGUCAUCAGUAUAUUGUCACUGAUGACAAAGAAGGCCCAAACUCUGAACUUGAGAAGCACAUGCCUGAUCUCCAUGUGUUAAUAUCGACCCCUUUCCAUCCCGCUUAUGUUACGGCGGAGAGGAUUAAGAAGGCAAAAAAUUUAAAACUUCUUCUGACUGCUGGGAUUGGUUCAGAUCAUAUUGAUUUACAAGCGGCUGCCGAUGCCGGACUGACUGUUGCUGAGGUCACUGGAAGUAACGUGGUCUCCGUAGCUGAAGAUGAACUCAUGAGAAUAUUAAUUCUCGUUCGAAACUUCAUUCCUGGUUAUCAGCAGGUGGUUAAUGGAGACUGGAACGUCGCAGCAAUUGCCCACAGAGCAUACGAUCUCGAGGGCAAAACAGUAGGUACAGUUGGAGCAGGGAGAAUUGGCAAGCUAUUACUACAAAGGUUGAAGCCAUUCAACUGCAACCUCCUGUAUCAUGAUCGCCUAAAGAUGGAUGCAAAAUUAGAAUCUGAAAUUGGCGCGACGUUCGAGGAGGACAUGGAUGCUAUGCUUCCCAAAUGUGACAUAAUUGUCAUCAAUAUGCCUCUGACAGAGAAAACAAAAGGAAUGUUUGACAAAGAAAGAAUUGCAAAGCUGAAGAAGGGAGUUCUAAUUGUGAACAAUGCUCGCGGAGCUAUCAUGGAUGCUCAAGCAGUUGCUGAUGCUUGCUCUAGUGGACACAUUGCUGGUUAUAGUGGGGAUGUAUGGUACCCACAGCCAGCCCCAAAGGAUCAUCCAUGGAGAUACAUGCCUAACCAGGCAAUGACUCCUCAUAUAUCCGGUACCACCAUUGACGCACAGUUGCGUUAUGCUGCUGGAACCAAAGAUAUGUUGGACAGAUACUUCCGAGGGGAGGAGUUCCCCGCGGCAAACUAUAUCGUCAAGGAGGGGAAAUUAGCUAGCCAAUAUCUCUAGAAGUUGAAUGUUUGCUUGUAAUCAGCAUUUUAAAAUCCUGUGCUUGUAUUUUAUCUGAGUGUUAAUAACUGGAUUCAUAACUUGGUUUCGAUCAAUCUGUAAGGUCAAAAUUGAGAUUUAUGUCCAAUAGUCGUUUGUUCAAGAAAAAUGUUAUAAGAACCGUCAAUUCACCUCAA
Papaver somniferum (opium poppy) is the source of this 1509-nucleotide messenger RNA. RefSeq names its product formate dehydrogenase, mitochondrial. Bases 182 to 1333 code for a protein of 383 amino acids. Gene Ontology annotation, cellular component: mitochondrion; chloroplast. The transcript is spliced from 7 exons. Gene Ontology annotation, molecular function: NAD binding; oxidoreductase activity, acting on the CH-OH group of donors, NAD or NADP as acceptor; formate dehydrogenase (NAD+) activity. Lineage: Eukaryota; Viridiplantae; Streptophyta; Magnoliopsida; Ranunculales; Papaveraceae. The record is from RefSeq and is a predicted model, not a curated record.